UGUGCGCGUCUCAGAGCUGCGCUCUCCCUGACACAAUCUGUUUCAUUCCGUCCUGUCCGGAGAAGAGGAGCCGCUGCCGGCUCAUCCUCUGCGUGAGGAAUGUAAUCCGGCGAGGCAAGGAUUACAUUCUGGGCGCAGGUGUUUUGGGCGAUGCUGCUCACGCAGCCGGAGGUGGCAAAGGGUCAACGGCCUUGGCUGACCUCUGAACCACCGGAUCCACGAUGAACCACCGAGAACCUCGUCGCGGGGUAGAUCUCAGCUUCUUAAACAAGGAAGAAGCCCAGCAGAUCUUCCAAGUGCUGCAACGAGACUCAGACCUUAAACGGGCCGAGAAGGAAAGAGUCAGUAAACUUCACAAGAAAAAGGAAGAUUCGUCAGGACUUCCAGGGGUGACUGGAGAAUGGUUUGAAGAAAUUCAGAAGAGAAAAUUUCAGAAUGAUGCUGAUGUUGGCAGAAUGUUAAAACAACCAUUAGCUCACAGGCUACGGAAGGCCACAGGAAAUGAUUCUACAAAUGCAAAACCGUCUGUCCCCCAGACCCCACAAGCUCAGAAGAAUGCCUCGCCUUCCAUCUUGGGAGGAUUACGGACACCUUUCGCCUCUCUCCUCUCCUCCUUCAGAAGAUCCAAAAGGCAGCAUUCGAAGCCCCCCCAAAAGCAGCCACAAUACUUUCCACGAUAUGACCACUUUGCUGCGGGCACCCCUACGUCUUCCAAAGUGGAGGAAAUGGCAAAGGUUGAAACGUGUGACUCCCCUUUGCCCUCUGAACCAGCAAAUAAGUGUUCUGAUGCAAGCCAAGCAGAGAUGAUGGAGGACAGCACAUGUACCUGGAAUGAGCAGCUGGAAAAUGAGCUGUUACGAGUUCUGGGCAGUCUGGAUGACCAGCUGGCACAGGAACAAUCCCGAGAUGCGGCAAACAGGAGGACUUCAAUAGACUCAGUUUCCAGAGCAUCAGACACUAAUCAGUAUCUGACUGUUACUCCACCAAGUGUCCUCAGAGCGGUACACAGAAAUGACCGGAGCAUGUUUUUGUCAGACAGAACAAGGACACUGCGCGCCACAGAUGAGCAUAGAACUUUAUUUAGACCAAGGAUGCUAUAUGAUGCAUAUAUGAAGAGGCACCAUGCAGAAGAUUCCACCUGUUGGGAUACUUAUGGCAGAAGGUCUCAUGUCUUGAAGAGAAGGCAUUCUACUCAUUCUCUUGGACAUUGCUCAGAAGGUACCUUGCAGAUGCCUUCAGGACAACACAGCAGUGGAUUUGGGCAAAAGGACUUCAUGCCCGGGGAUACAGUUAGCAGAAGUUACUCUUUGUCUUGCCUUGCGAGGCGCCAGUCUUUGACAUCUGUUGACCAGCUUUCCCCAGCUACCCCGCAGCAUCCUUUGGAGAGUAACAGCGUCUUUGCACCAAGGGUCUAUCGCCACCAUCCCAAGCGGACUCCCCUAUCAUCUAUUGACUGGAAUCCUCCACAAUCUCCUGGACAUCCACUAUGUCCAGACAAGCUUCUUAGGACGCAGUCGUUAAUGGAGUUUGGCCCAGUGUUUGAAGAUACAUAUUCCUGUUCUCUGCAAGAGAAUACAAGAUAUGAAUUUUACAGAACAAAAACAAAUUACAGAAGAUCAGUGCCAAAUAUGAACAAUUCCAUUUUGGCUGACAAACAUACAGACCCUCUGGGUUUGGACAGUCAGGAGAAUGUUUUACUCCAUCAGUUGGAAAGGAACGUUUCAAAGCCCCACUACAGAUACCCAUCAUUUCAUGGUAGGAUGAACCUGUCCCGCAAGAGUUUUCCUUCUGGAAGAAUAGAAGAGCAGCUUUUUAGGCCUAGUGGCCAACAUUAUUACAAUGAUGAAGUCUUUCUUGCCUCGGAUGUCAACUUCAAAAGGACUCCAACUUAUCUGAGAAAUUGGGAAAGUGCCUUUGAAAAUAAAAAGGCUUUACAAUGUGAGAUUGAUGCUCAAAGCCAGGUAUCAGAAUAUGUGAGGAGCAUGGAUCAUUCAGAAGGUAUAAUAAACAAACCAUUUUUAAAGCAUGCAAACAGCAUAGACAGCUGUCCAGCAUAUGAUAUAUCUGUUGGAAAGGGCCAAACCGAAUAUGCAGCACAAAGACAAAAUCCUUUCAUUAGAGCUGGGCACAUUUCCUCAAAGACUUUGACUAAACACCUUCAAAGCAAGAAAAAAUUUAAAACACCUGCCACAGAAGAGAUGGGUGCUGACCAGUUGGGUAAAACUGACAAUGGAGAUGUAAUUGACAGGACAAGACUACUUUCUGAUCAAGUGGACACAAAUAUUCCAGCAGAAUCUUGGAUGCCUCCUUGCUGGAACUCUUCUGCAAAUGACCCACAAGCUGGUACAUCUCUUAAUUCACCUCUCUUACUGUGUUCAAAAGGGGAGGGCAAAUCAGCUUCCAUAAGAUAUGCUGAAAACAUUCAUUUAUCAAACAUUCACAACAGAAAUGGACACAGUAAUGAAGAUGAUUGUGCCAUAAACAAUGAUCUCGAUCAAACACCUCCCACUCAGUUAACUGCUAACAGCUCAAGGACAUCAGUUCUUCAUAUUGUGGAACGAGAGGGGCAUCCUUCAGAAACCUUGGGAGAUUUCAUGCCCAACAAGUCAUCUGGGGAUUGCUCAUCUGCUUUGAACAAAGGUCCCAAACUAAUUGCACAUGAUGAAUUACCAUAUUCUUGCACUGAAAAGUUCAACAAGCAUAACAGAUUUGCUCGACAUACAACUAGCAACAGCAUCACUGGCUCCCCCAGUAACAGCCCUUCCAAAUCCCCUGUAAUGUAUUAUACCUUACCUAGAAAAUCAGCCAGUACUGAUGGUAGUGUUAUAUUGGAGAAACCUAUCUCUUCUGCUACAAGACAAAACCCAUUCAAAAAUAGGAUAGCUGUAGGAGAUAAUUUAGAAACACUUGUAUCAAAUAGAUUUGAAAAAAAUCCUUCUUUUCAUAGAGCUAAAAACUUCUUGCUAAGUUCAUCUCGGUCUUCCUUAAGCCCAUCACCAAAAGAUGGCACCUGUAAUAUUCCACAAACUAAAGACUGCCAUUUGCUAAUAACCCAAGAUCCUAAGCACUCUGUAGUUGAUUCUAAUAUCAAGGAAAAAGCCAUUGAAUGCAGUCCAGACAAAACUGAAAUUUCUCUGCUUUCUCAAUGCGAGGAAACUGAUGCAGGAAAUCUUUUAAAGCAAUACAAAACUACCAGCACGCUUACAGUUAGCAUUGAGGAAGAUAAUGUAAAAUACCAUGAGUUGAUUUCGGUUUAUUACACCUUACCACGGAAACAGUCAAGAACGUUGUGCAGCCUCUUUCUAGAUGAUACGCAGAGCACAGAUUCUUUCCCAGCCGAAGGAAAAUGUCAGACCCCUCAAAAGAAAUAUGAUGUUCAUAUUGGUUUAGCAACUGUAGCUUUUUCUUCCGACUUAGAAAAAGAAGAAAAGGCAGAUUCUCCUGGCAAAAUGGCUGCAACUCCUGAUUUGACUCAGAACUCAAACACUUUAGAUGAUGCUAAUAAAGAAGGUUCCCAUCAUGUUCUAAAUUCAAACAUGGAGAAAGCAGGUGUUUCUCUGUCACAAAGUGUAGUGCAUAAGGAAGAAACAAUUGGAUUUCCAACAGAAACACCAGCCCUUGUAUUUUCCAACAGAGUAGUAUCACAUGGUCUGCCAGGUGACCCAAAACCCAGUAAAACAGUGGAUGAAUCUGCUAGCACUACUACCAAUGGACUCUGCAACCAACAUGGUGGCAAGUUACCCUCACCACUGAAGGAAGAGUCAAAAGUUGAUGCAUCAUUAAACCUCAGCUCAUUAAACUCCGCAGACCCCAACAUCUCCUUAGGGAAUCUUGCUUCCAUUUCUGCUGCAAUGAAUGUCCUAAAAGAAAGCCCUGUAUACUUUAAGGCAUCAACAGCAAGCAGCUAUCCACAUCUUCCAUCUUCCAAUUUGAUUACUAAUAACCAGGAAGAAAAAUACGCUGCAAAUUCAAAAAUCAUCACCACACUAAACACUACUAAAGAGAGAAUUAGGCAAGAUGUAGAGAUCGAAGAAAGGACACAUUAUAGAAGCCAUAUUAUUUUGAAAAAGGGGAAUGGGUUGCAAUCAAGAGAUAAAAGUGCAGGGAAUAGAAUGGAUGAAGAGACCACAGAUGAAGCAUCUGUUUUAGGGACCAAGGUACAUUCUGAUUUCCAGAACCAAACAUUACAAGCAGAUGUAGCUUCCACAGUUAAUCCAAUACUUCAGCCAAAUAUGAGUGCUUUAGAGUAUGCAAAAAAACAAAAUGAGAUGCUUCGGAAUUCUCUGCUACACAAAGAUUGCACAAAUCCACAGAGAUCUGUGAAAAACCCUGUAGAUAAGCGGAGCCUUAACUCUAAAGAUCAGCUCACAAGUACCGCAGAGGAUCUACCUGACUGUUUAGGAACUGAAAAUAAGCUUAUUUUGGAUUCCACUAAAGAUAAAGCUUGUGAUAUAGAAAAAAGAAAAAACAGGUCUUCAAUUAAAAACAGACUGGCGGCCAUGUAUAAAACAAGCCGAAAAUUUUCUAGUAAGAAAAUCUUAAGCCCCAAGCCACACAUAAGUAACAUAUUUUCACAGAACGAUGCCCCUUUGGAGAUCAGCAGCCCUCACAGCAUGUUGAUUUUGCCUCAUGUUCCACCAUUGCUUCUUCAAACAGGAAAUGAGAACCAGAAUCGCAACCCUCUAGCUGAUGAAUUUGAUAACAUGGUGCUUGAGAAACCUGAGAAAAAGAAAUCACAAACUAAUGAGGGCUCUCCGCUGUUUACCAAUGAGGUUAGAAGACCUUUUACAAACCUGUGUAACCAAAAAAGGGAAAGUCCCAGACAAAGUGAUAAAAAAACUGAGACCACCCACAGUUCUACAGCCUUAUUUCCAAAGGAAAUCAUGUCCAUGAUAACUAGUCAUUCCCAAGCACGUGAAAGACUAGAAAAAAAUAAUUGCUCCAUUUCUUCCAGAAUUACAGUUGCAGAUCCAAAACAAAUGAAAAAGGAUGUAAGUAAUGCUGGCGACCCUUUCGUUUUUCCACUUUCAUCUGAUAAUAAUUCAAACAUUCUUAAUAAAAAGGCACAUAUGUGUCCACUGCAAAAGAUGAUUUCCCCUAAGGAAUAUGACCACUAUCAAAACAUCAAGCAGUCAAACAGGGUAAGAAAGCUAAACUUACCCUGUGUUGAGCCAGUCUUAAAUCCCAGCAAAACCCAACGUGAACGGCAUUUUUCUGAAAGUUCCUAUACACAAGAGCCCCAUGUUCACCUGGCCUCCAGAAGCAACCUGAUAAGCCAUGGUAGUAGGUAUAGUCGAAAGUUUAAAUCCCACUCUGAACUGUUGUCUUGUGAUGAAAAUGAGAACUGGGAGACAGAGAAUGAAAGUAACAGGACCUUUGGUUCUAGGCGUGUGUUGUACCCAUCAAUUGAGUUUGGCAUUUUUGGAAAAGAGCAACAACAGGCUUUCUUGGAUAACAUUAAGAGGUCACUCACAGAAGGUAGGUUGUGGACGCCAUGUCUUCUGAAGAGCCCUAGUUCUCUGAGAAAGGAAAAGGAUUGUUCCUUAAGCAGGUCAGAGCUGUUGAGCUCAGGUUUUGCUGAGAAAAUGCCAUCAGCUGGGGGGUCAUCCCCAAGUGAACCAGUUGAUGCCCGGGGAGAAGAACCUACAGAUUAUUCAGAUUCUGACUCUGACACCACUACGGAUGAUGAAUACUACCUGGAUGAGAAUGACAAAGAGUCAGAACUUUGAGGGGCUCUAAGGCAUGAUGAAGAAAAAAAACUUUACUGAAAUGCUAACUUGUCAGUUCUUAGGUAGAUUAUAAAAUAUUUGAGAUCAAGAGCCUCAGUGGAUUCCAGUUGAUCACCAACCCUAAAUACACACAUUGUCAGAAUCACCCCACAAAUCACAGAGCUUGUUCUUCAAUGCAAAAUUGGGUCGUUUCCAUAGAAUUCUUAAAGAGCAAGUUUCAGUCCCUCAUGACAAUGUAAAAAAGUGCUGGGAAUGUUAGUAAAGGGUCUCAAAUAGGCUUGCUAGCUGUCUUCCCCUCCCCCCUCUCCAGAUUAGGCCUUCUGUGCCCACAAUAACUGCAUAAUGAGCAGUUGUGAAACUUUUCAUGGCAUGCAGAUUCAGCAGUGGGGAAAAAGUAUCUGCUGAAUUUAUGUCUCUUCAUGGUAAGGGAGCCCUGUAAGCAAAAGGCUUGGAUAUCUUAUUCUGAAUAUAGAGCAAGUAUGGGGAAUCCUUGGCCCUCCAGAUAUUGCAGAACUAUAACUCCCAUCAUCCCUGGCCAUUGCCCAUAAUUGCUGGGGCUGAUUGGAGCUGUAGUUCUGCAACAUCUGGAGGACCAAAGGUUCUCCACACCUGAUAUAGAGAGUGGUUGUAUCAGUGUUCUUUUGAUCAGGGAUGCACUCAGCAAAGUUUAUAUGGCCUAUGCACACCCAUGUUGCCCCCUCCAUGUUCCAUCAAUCCCAACUUUUCUUCCCCAGUAAGCUGCAAAAAAUAAUGGGCAUGGGUGGUAGAGUAGGUUGGAAAUAUGUAUGUAUUUAAUAGCUAAUGUGAAUAUGUUUUCUUUUAAUUGGGAAGGCAAAUGAAUGUUUAAUAUAUUUAAACAUUGGAGCAAUGUUUGGUGGAUUGUAACCCAAGAGCAUGACUCAGCCAAAGUUAAAAGAAUUUCAAAUCCCACUGAUACUGGGUGAGAGGCUCUCCCAUUGAAAUCAGUGUGACUAAAAAGUACACUUUGACUGAUUUGUGCCCCAUAUGUGUGUGUUUUAUCAACAAGUAUCAAUGCUUGAAAAAUGGCACACAAGUUUGUCUCUUUUAAAAUACUGACUACUUCGUUAAAGAAGUAUGCACACGAGGUGGGUGUGCUUUUAAAUAUUCUUUAGUAUUGCUGUUGGUUAUACUUGAAAUUACUAAUAAACUACAUAUUUAUGCUCAGUGGUUUAUACGCUAUUCUUAUAGGAUUUUAAAGUGUAAGCCAACACACAUUUGUGUAAAAAUAUGUAUAUCUGUGUUGUUUAAAUAUGAAUUAUUUUGACAAGAAAUAUUCUGUCUGUGUUGGGCACAUGAUUCUAAUGUAAUAUAUACAUAGCCUUUUGUACCAUAAAAAGUUAUUGAAAACAGGUCCAAAUGACAAGACAUUCAGCAUCUGUAGUAAGCUGUACACAAGACAAAUGUUUACAUUGAAUUGUUCUAGAACUGUCUCCUUUUGUGCUUUGUACAGUAUUUGUAAAUAUUAUACGUACUUCAGAUUAAUUUUGAAGCAAAUUCUGCCUCUGGGUACUUAGUCUUGCUAAUCUUUCCAAAGUGUGCCAUGUAUACAAAGAAAAUGAGUAUACAUUCAGAUCAGUAGCAAAAUUUUGUUCUUUAUUUAUUUAAUGUUUGUAUAAAUGCUGGUGUAAGCAGAAGCAUCUCUAUUUCCAGUGCAAUCCUAUACAUGCCUACUCAGGUCUACUGAUCUCUGUGUACAUACUCCUAGUUGAAUGAUAGGACUGCAGCCUUAGUCUGUCUUAACGCCAGUUCAUAUGUUAACUGUCCAGGCUCUGUUGCAUGCUUAAGGAUUUAUAGGAGUGGUUUAUUCAUAUGAACAAUGUAUGAUCUGAGAAGAUGCAUGAAACUCCAUGGACCAGCUUCUAGAAAGCUUUUUUAAAAAGAUGUUUUUAAAGAUGCUGUUUUAAUUUGUUUUUAAAGAUGUUUUGUUUUAAUAUGUUUUAAAGUCUUUUGUUUUUAAGAUGUCUUAUAGUGGUUUUUAGUGUUUGUUUGCUGCUCUGGGCUCCUGGGAGGAACGGUGGGACAUAAAUUUAAUAAAUAAAUUAAUAAAAGUAGCAGCAGUACAAGCUCCAAAAGUGGAACUCUCUGAUGGAAGAUGAUCUACCAAAUUCCGAGAGUCCCCUUCUCUGCGUUACACUGUUCACACUAGAAGUGCAUUAAAUGUACAGGAAAACCAGCAAAGCUAAAGUGUGACACUCAGUAAUAAAUUUGAUCCAUAUGCCUCUAUGAUUCUUAUAGAUGUCAAUGCUCCAGAGCACACACAGCAUUUCCCUAAUGCUAUUUGUAUAUUCCUUUGACCUCACAGUUUUGCUACCUCCAUUGAAAUGAGCAAUGCAACCCACAAUGCACACACAUUUUAAUGUGUGUUUUGGAGCACACUUGGCAUACUAGAUUUAUGUGCUUAGCCACAAUCCCAUAAGACAUUCUACAUAUGCCAUCUGUCAGACGGGGAUACUUUCUAUUAAGUCUUUUUGGGUCUCCAGACAUCCUGUUUUGUUAGAAUAUAAUUUGGUUUAUGGUAGUGGUGGCCAGUCUUUUGGCAUCUGAGCCAUAAUUUAAGUCCAAAAGUGCCACUCUGAUAUGCACAAUGUAUAUGCAGCCCCCUGCAAAUCUCAGUGUCAUUUUGCCUCUAGCCCGCACAUGUGGGAGCAGUGCAGGACUGGAGAAACAGGCAAGAGGAGUGUGACUCAUAAGGCAGUAGUAGGGAACCUCUGCCUCAUGAGACUAAUUUGGUCCAGCAGACCUCCCCACUUGGUCUGUGAGGCCAUUUUGAUGAAGCAAUGCCCACCCACCCUACACCUGAUGUCAUAUGUGACUUCAGGUGUAGAGCAGGUAAAGAUACAGCUCCUUGCCAAAAGCAGGAUUUGUAGGCAUUGCUGAUUGGCAGCAACUGCAAAGCCCUGUAUGGAAAAUGGUCACCUGAUGUCCUGGUGAAGACAGGUAAACUGACAGGGUGGCUGGCUGGCUCAGCUGUCAAAAGUGACCCAUGGAGGUUAGGGGAUCUAAGCUUUAAGCUAUAUCGAUUCAGCGAUGGGGAACCUAUGGUAUUCCCAGACAUUGUUGGACUCCAACUCCCAUCAGCUCCAAACAGCAUUGCCAUUUGGCCAGGGAUAAUGGGAAUUGUAGUCCAGCAACAUCUGGAGGGCCACAGGUUCCCCAUCUCUGAUUAAAUCCUGCAGGCCCUUCUGUUUCUCUUUUGGAAUGCCAUGGUCUUCUGCAUUGUGGCUCCUAUGAUGCAGGUUGGCCACCCAUGUUCUAUGCAAAAAACCCUUCAACUUAAAAUAAGUUGUUAGUAUUAACUAUUACUAUUUUUUAAAUAAAG
Messenger RNA from Rhineura floridana, 9069 nucleotides. It is a transcript of the gene EXPH5, whose product is annotated as exophilin 5. Gene Ontology annotation, biological process: intracellular protein transport; multivesicular body sorting pathway; positive regulation of protein secretion. The record is from RefSeq and is a predicted model, not a curated record. The transcript is spliced from 6 exons. NCBI's taxonomy places the organism in Eukaryota, Metazoa, Chordata, Lepidosauria, Squamata, Rhineuridae. Bases 222 to 5729 code for a protein of 1835 amino acids. Gene Ontology annotation, molecular function: small GTPase binding. Gene Ontology annotation, cellular component: endosome.